AACACUUAACCCCUCCCCUCAUUUUGCAUAACCAAACACAAAAUUUGCAUUUUCUUCCUAAUCAUGUGCGAAAGUUUGAGGCUAAAGUACCAGUUGUGCGAAGAAAUCGGGCGUGGAAGGUUCGGCACCGUCUACCGUUGUUUUUCUCCGGUCACCGGAGAAUCUUACGCCUGCAAGACGAUUGAGAAGAAUCUGCUCCUUGAUUCCACCGACCGGGAGUGUCUGGAGAAGGAGCCGAAGAUUCUUCAAUUUCUCGCCGGAGAUUCGAAUAUUCUCCGGCUGGUGGAUAUCUACGAGGACGAUAAUUAUCUCCACGUGGUGACGGAGCUCUGCGCCGGCGGCGAUCUGUACGAGCGGGUGGUGGCGCGGGGGGCGUUGCCGGAGGCGGAGGCGGCGGGGAUUUUCCGGCAGCUGAUGUCGGCGAUUGGGCGGUGCCACGUCACCGGGAUUGCCCACCGGGACGUGAAGCCGGACAAUGUGUUGUUCGAUUCGGAGGGGAAUCUGAAGCUGGCGGAUUUCGGGUCGGCGGAGUGGUUCGGAGGGUACGAGGAUCGGAUGAUGAAUGGGGUGGUGGGGACCCCGUACUACGUGGCGCCGGAGGUUUUGAUGGGCCGAGAUUAUAACGAGAAGGUGGACGUGUGGAGUGCGGGGGUUAUUCUGUAUAUAAUGCUCGCCGGAGCUCCGCCGUUCUUCGGCGAGACGCCGGCGGAGACUUUUGAGGCGGUGUUGAGGGCCAACCUGAGAUUUCCGACUAGACUUUUCCGGUCGGUUUCGCCGGAAGCUAAAGAUCUGCUCAGAAAGAUGAUGUGCAAGGACCCUUAUAGACGCUUGUCUGCAGAACAAGUCUUAAGGCACCCAUGGGUGAUGAGUGGAGGAGAGACAAGAUGAAUAUAAAGACUAAAGUACAGAAUGAAGUAUUAGUGUGGGGUUGCUGUAUAUACAGUUAUAUACACCAGACCACUGGUUAUGGCAGUCAAUGGUUUGAACUCUGUAGACAAGAAUGAAGAAGGAGAAGCAGAGGGAGAAUGGAAAUAUCCCAGUUUAUAAGGGCCUAGUUAUUCCCCUUGCCCAUCUCCAUAUAAAAAUGUAUAUGUAUAUUUCUACACUUUUGUGGGGUAGAAUACUACAAUCUGAGGCUGUAUACAUAUUAGAAUGAGUGAAUCUCUAUAUGUAUAGACAAAACUAGAAGAAUAAAAGCGUCGUUGUAAAGAUACAUGAUGCUCCACUUAGACAUGAAUCCAUUAUGGCUUUUCCCCUGCCUUUUGUGAUUCCGCAGUAUUAAAUUUUACUCUUUCACUUUUACCAUUAUAUAAUAAAUAAAAAUAUGAUAUUUUUAGCA
Messenger RNA from Ipomoea triloba (trilobed morning glory), 1339 nucleotides. RefSeq names its product phosphoenolpyruvate carboxylase kinase 2-like. Gene Ontology annotation, cellular component: nucleus; cytoplasm. The transcript has 2 exons. Lineage: Eukaryota; Viridiplantae; Streptophyta; Magnoliopsida; Solanales; Convolvulaceae. Gene Ontology annotation, biological process: protein autophosphorylation; peptidyl-serine phosphorylation; intracellular signal transduction. Bases 64 to 888 code for a protein of 274 amino acids. The record is from RefSeq and is a predicted model, not a curated record. Gene Ontology annotation, molecular function: calcium-dependent protein serine/threonine kinase activity; calmodulin binding; calcium/calmodulin-dependent protein kinase activity.